Lotus japonicus is the source of this 1961-nucleotide messenger RNA. Its product is annotated as leucine aminopeptidase 1-like. The coding region runs from base 16 to 1761 and encodes 581 amino acids. Lineage: Eukaryota; Viridiplantae; Streptophyta; Magnoliopsida; Fabales; Fabaceae. Gene Ontology annotation, cellular component: cytoplasm. Gene Ontology annotation, biological process: proteolysis. Gene Ontology annotation, molecular function: manganese ion binding; metalloaminopeptidase activity. The transcript has 9 exons. The record is from RefSeq and is a predicted model, not a curated record.
CACCAUCCAUAAAUAAUGGCAUCCAGAUUCGCAGCCACCUCUACUCUCACUCUCACCACUUCACUUCUCCUCACUUCUCCCUCUCGUCUCUUCCUCAACUCUCUCCCUCUCCCUCUAACCCCCACCACCACCACCACCUCCACCUCCCUCCUCCGCCUCUCCUCCACCGCCACCCCUCUCCGCAACCUCAUGGCCCACGCCACUCUCGGCCUCACAAACCCCACCACCACCGAAACCCCUAACCUCUCCUUCACCGCCAAGGACCUCGACGUCGCCGAAUGGAAAGGCGACCUCCUCGCCGUCGCCGUCACGGAAAACGACGUCGCCAGAAACAGCGACUCGAAAUUCGAGAAUCCCAUCCUCAACUCGCUUGACUCCAAAUUGAACGGUCUGUUAUCCGAAGCCUCCUCCGAAGAGGAUUUCACCGGAAAAUCUGGUCAGUCCACGGUUCUCAGAAUCGCCGCCGGACUUGGAUCUAAGAGACUCGCCUUGGUUGGACUCGGCAAGUCCGCUUCCGGUCCUGCUCCGUUUAAAACCCUCGGCGAGGCGGUUGCCGCUGCUGCGAAGUCUGCUCAGGCUGCGCACGUCGCUGUUGUUCUCGCUUCUUCUCAAGGACUCUCUGCUCAGUCCAAGCUUAGCACCGCCUCUGCAAUCGCUUCAGGGACUGUGCUGGGGACAUUUGAGGAUAACAGGUACAAGUCAGAGUCGAAGAAACCGGCGCUGAGAUCGGUUGAUAUUAUUGGUCUUGGGUCAGGGCCGGAAUUGGAGAAGAAGCUUAAGUUUGCUGGAGACCUUGCUUCUGGAGUUGUGUUUGGAAGGGAGCUUGUGAAUUCUCCUGCUAAUGUGCUCACACCAGGGGUAUUGGCUGAAGAGGCAUCAAAGAUUGCUUCAACAUAUAGUGAUGUUUUUACUGCAAAAAUAUUAGAUGCCGAGCAGUGUAAAGAAUUGAAAAUGGGGUCCUAUCUGGCUGUUGCUGCAGCCUCAGCAAAUCCUCCUCAUUUUAUCCAUCUAUGUUAUAAACCACCAAGUGGACCUGUCAAUGCCAAGUUGGCAUUAGUUGGAAAAGGUUUGACUUUUGACAGUGGUGGCUACAACAUCAAGACCGGCCCUGGCUGUUUGAUUGAACUCAUGAAAUUUGAUAUGGGUGGUUCUGCUGCAGUUUUUGGAGCAGCAAAAGCUCUUGGUCAAAUCAAACCUCUUGGAGUGGAGGUUCAUUUUAUUGUUGCUGCUUGUGAGAAUAUGAUAAGUGGAACAGGUAUGAGGCCUGGAGACAUUGUCACAGCUUCAAAUGGAAAAACUAUAGAGGUUAACAACACAGAUGCUGAGGGAAGGCUUACCCUGGCAGAUGCUUUGGUGUAUGCUUGUAACCAAGGGGUUGAAAAGAUAAUUGACCUGGCAACAUUAACUGGGGCCUGUAUAAUUGCUCUGGGACCCUCAAUUGCAGGUGUGUUUACACCCAGUGAUGAACUAGCAAAAGAAGUUAUUGAGGCUUCAGAAGCGAGUGGGGAGAAACUAUGGAGGAUGCCAUUAGAAGAUAGUUAUUGGGAGUCAAUGAAAUCAGGAGUAGCUGAUAUGGUGAACACUGGUGGUCGGCAGGGUGGUGCUAUCACUGCUGCUCUUUUCUUAAAGCAGUUUGUUGAUGAAAAGGUUCAAUGGAUGCAUAUCGACUUGGCUGGUCCAGUGUGGAGUGAUAAGCAGCGCUGUGCAACAGGAUUUGGUGUUGCUACUUUAGUGGAAUGGGUAUUGAAGUACUCAUCUUAAGGGCAGACUGGAAUAUUCAAAUCUUGUUUAAUCGUUGUUUUUCUGUUUUGGAGAGGUCAGUUAUAUUAUCAGUUAUGUUAGUAUAUUUUAGGCUAGCUACGUUUGAAUCCAUGGCACGUGAUAAGAACAGAACCGAAUGAAAUAUAUAAAGGAACAGAAUAAAAUGAAAUGUAAUAAAUAUUCAUUUCCAUAGUUCUACA